AUGAAUAUUCCAUGGAUUGAAAAAUAUCGGCCGUCUACACUGGAUGAAAUAGUAGGAAACCAAGCAGUAAUUGAAGUGUUCAAAAUACUUGCAGAAGAAGAAAGUAUGCCGCAUUUAAUUAUCACGGGAUCACCAGGAAUAGGAAAAACAACAGUAGCGCAUGCCUUUCUAAACCGAGUGUUUGAGGACAAGCCAGGUCUCCGGAAAGAGUGCGUCCUUGAGAUGAAUGCGUCCGAUGAAAGAGGAGUGGAUGUGGUGCGUGUGAAAAUAAAAGGGUUUCUGCAAAAGAAGCUCACAUACAACAGGUUUCUGGCGCUGGAUGAGUCUGACUCAAUGACCAUGCAGGCGCAGCAGUCAAUGAGAAGGCUACUGGAGAGGCACGAAUCUGCAAAGUUCAUUUUCAUAUGCAAUGACAUAUCAAAGAUAUCAGAUACAAUACAAAGCAGAUGCGCAAUAUUGCGGCUGUCACCGCUUUCAUACGAGGAGAUCAGCCAGAUACUCAGAAAGACCAUAGAAAAGGAAGGAAUGACAGUCUGCGACAAGUCAAUAGCCACAAUAGCUGAAACAUCAGACGGCGAUGCACGGCAGGCACUAAAUCUACUGCAGACACUUGCUGCGAUCUCAAAGAAUGUGGACCUGGGGAUGGUGCAGAGAAUGAGCCAUAUUCCGCCAAUAGACACAAUUAGCAGAAUAUUUUCAAAAGAGAGCACUGAAAAGGAAGCAUUCACUCUUUUAGACGGACUUUUUGAAGAUGGAUAUUCAUCAGAAGACAUUUCCAAAAUGAUAUUCAGACUGGGAAAGGACAGAGGAGAAAUAGCCCUUCUAGAGAAGGCUUCUUCUUUGCUAAUGAAACUCGCAGAUUCUUCCUCAAAAGUGCAUUUCUACUCUGCACUAGCAGAAUACAAAACUGCCUUGUUGCAAGUAUAA
This is a messenger RNA of Nematocida ausubeli, 927 nucleotides long. RefSeq lists its product as uncharacterized. Gene Ontology annotation, biological process: DNA repair; DNA-templated DNA replication. Lineage: Eukaryota; Fungi; Microsporidia. The record is from RefSeq and is a predicted model, not a curated record. Gene Ontology annotation, molecular function: ATP binding; ATP hydrolysis activity; DNA clamp loader activity. The transcript has a single exon. Bases 1 to 927 code for a protein of 308 amino acids. Gene Ontology annotation, cellular component: DNA replication factor C complex; nucleus.